Molecule: messenger RNA, 330 nt
Organism: Echinostoma caproni
Lineage: Eukaryota; Metazoa; Platyhelminthes; Trematoda; Plagiorchiida; Echinostomatidae
Source: the annotation of a GenBank genome assembly
AUGGGUCGGACGCACCUACGACCCGGUGACGGUUUCGUGCGAAUCUACAGCCCGGUUGUGCUAGUGACCAUGCCCACGCCGGAUUUCAGCAUGCCUUUCAACGCGCUGUGCAUUGUCUGUUCUGUGGUGGCUGUUUUUUUCGGUUCCGUGCACAAAGUGACAACGACACAAGUCGUCGGCAAGUUACCGGCAGAUGCCGGAUCGAAACUCUCACGUUUGAGUGCAAAGUUGUGGGCCCGUUUGAUCGGAUUACGAUCAAAGGCUUCUGGACCCUACCAGUCUGUUUCAACAGCGACGCAGGAACAGAGCGAGCCGAAGAAGGACCAGUGA